Messenger RNA from Magnolia sinica, 918 nucleotides. RefSeq lists its product as uncharacterized. The record is from RefSeq and is a predicted model, not a curated record. The transcript is spliced from 2 exons. NCBI's taxonomy places the organism in Eukaryota, Viridiplantae, Streptophyta, Magnoliopsida, Magnoliales, Magnoliaceae. The coding region runs from base 1 to 918 and encodes 305 amino acids.
AUGCGAGCUCCUUCCCAUUCUUCAAGCACUGUCGUGCUGGAUGCCUUUGACUUGCAUCAUGAGUUUGAGAAGAAGAGGUGCAGUAAAGCUCCCAAAGCGGUGGCCGAGGCAAUAGCCGAGAACCACGACCCCUCGGAGGCCGAGCUCAACGAACUGCAAAUUACUCAGAACAAGGGAAGCUCGACCAAGGAGAAACGACCUAAGGAAGAACAUGCGUCGGCUCCUAGCAACAAACAGAGAAGAGAUGACGAUUCGACCAGAGGUCAACGUUCGAGCAGACGACCCGAGAGCAAGUUCAGCUCUUACAUUCCGCUCAAUACGACACCCGAGCAGGUCCUCAUGGAAGUUCGGGACAAGCAGCUCUUAAAAUGGGGGAACAGGAUGAAGAACGAUGCCGACAAGUGGGACAAACGAAAGUACUACCACUUCCACCAUGACAACGACCAUUCCACCAGUGACUGCUUCGGUCUUAAGGAAGAAAUCGAAGCCCUCAUCCACGGCGGACACCUACGGGAAUACGUCAGCAGGAGGGAAGAACGAGCAGGUCGAAAAAAUGAGCAGCCCAGCAAUGGUAACAACAACGAGGCUACAAGAGAGAUCUACACCAUCUUUGGUGGAUAUACAGGAGGAGAUUCGAACCAAGCACACAAAGCUCAUACUUGGAGCAUCAUCCAUGAUAGCUCGGAACAUCAGAUCCACCUCACAUCCCGACCUCUAAAGGAACAGAGGGUAACCCCUUGUGAACUGACCUUCACCGAGGAGGAUGCCCGAGGUGUCCACCACCCCCAUGAUGACGCACUAGUAGUGGCCAUGAUUAUAGCCAAUCGCAAAGUAUUUCGAAACUUAGUGGACACCGGUAGCUCGGCCGACAUCCUCUUCGUCGAUGCCUUCGACAAGAUGGGGGUUGGAAGAUCUUAA